This is a messenger RNA of Daucus carota subsp. sativus, 1455 nucleotides long. RefSeq names its product beta carbonic anhydrase 5, chloroplastic. The coding region runs from base 269 to 1186 and encodes 305 amino acids. The record is from RefSeq and is a predicted model, not a curated record. The transcript is spliced from 9 exons. Gene Ontology annotation, molecular function: zinc ion binding; carbonate dehydratase activity. Lineage: Eukaryota; Viridiplantae; Streptophyta; Magnoliopsida; Apiales; Apiaceae. Gene Ontology annotation, biological process: carbon utilization.
UAACAAUUACAGAACACAACAUCUGUCUGUAAAUUAGUCGCAUAGGUUUCUCCGUCUUGGUGGGAGAGAAACAAGUGUUCUUUGAUCCCACCAAUUAUAUUACUCAUUUAUUUAUACACACACACCUACAUGUAUACAAUCCCUCUUUACUUUGAUAAAUCCGAAGAAGAGAAACAGAAUAUUAGUAGCACUCUCUUUGAUUAUAAUUCUCUCUUCUUUCAUUUUGCACCACACAGAAAAAAGGGCUCAACUUUUUUAGAUCUUUGUGAUGGAUAAUGCUGUUGGAUCUUCCUCUCUACUCAAAUCUUCUACUCAAUUCACUCUAAAUUCACCUGCUUCAUCAUCAAUCUUUGGAUGUAAGUUGAAUUUCUCUGAAAGGAAGCUGACCCAUUUGAGACAAGUCAUUUGUUCUAGGACCAAUCCUGCUCUAGGAUUAAAGGCAUCAAUGGAUUCCCCACGAGUAACUCAAGAGCUUGCAGAUACCAAACAAAGGAGCACAAGUGGAACUCAAAAUGGAAAUGACCUGUUCAAUGAAAUGAAGCACCGAUUUCUCAGUUUCAAAAGACAUAAAUACCAGGAAAACUUGGAGCACUUCCAAAAUCUUGCCAAAAGUCAAGCCCCGAAGGUCCUUGUUAUUGCCUGUGCAGAUUCAAGAGUAUGUCCAUCCAACAUCUUAGGAUUUCAACCUGGGGAUGCUUUUGUGGUUCGUAAUGUCGCUAAUCUAGUUCCCCCUUUUGAGAGUGGGCCCACGGAAACAAAGGCAGCUCUUGAGUUUUCGGUGAAUACCUUAGAAGUUCAAAAUAUUCUAGUUGUUGGCCAUAGCUGUUGUGGAGGCAUCCGUGCCCUAAUGGGAAUGCCAGAUGAAGACAAUUCAAAAAGCUUUAUUAGAAGCUGGGUAGUAACCGGUAAGAAUGCAAAAAUAAACACCAAAGCUGCUGCUUCCAAUCUUAGCUUUGACCUGCAGUGCAGACACUGUGAAAAGGAAUCAGUCAACCUUUCAUUGUUGAACUUGCUAAGUUACCCGUGGAUUGAAGAAAGGGUGUCAAAGGGGUUGCUCUCAAUACAUGGUGGCUACUAUGAUUUUGUUAACUGUACAUUUGAGAAAUGGUCACUUGAUUACAAAGCAAAUAGCUCCAAGAAGGACAGUGAAGGAUACUCUCUUGUUAGUAGAGAAUUUUGGGGCUGAUUUAUAACUCUUUCUUCAUUGUAUCAUCACAUGUAUUAAGCUGUUUGAUAUGAUAUGUCUAAUGUAGUAAAGACUCUUUAGGUGUUUGAUGCAUAUGUAUUACAGUACUUGUUAGUGUAAUAAACCUUGUGCUGCUGGGCUGUUGUAAUUUGCGUGUCGCCAGGUCUAGUUUUUAUGUAAUUUGUAACUGCUGGUGUCAGGUAUUCCGUCUUCUGACAAAGCUCUAGUUAUGAUUUUUAUGUAAUUUAGGCAAAUACAUAUUUGCGUGA